GCGUGCGGGACGGCGCGCACGCGCGUUGCGGGGGGCGGAGGGGGCAGGCAGGAGGAGGAGGAGGAGCGGCGGCGACGACGACGACGACGACGGUAUUAGCAGCGGUAGCGAAGGACAACGGCGGCACCGACGGCCGAGACUGCCUCAGGCGCACUUCAGCGGGCGAAGAUGAAGCAGCAGCAGCCGGUAACGUCGGCGGCGAACGCGAGCGCCGCCACCGCAGUCCCGGCCUUCCUCAGCAAGCUCUGGGCGCUGGUGGGCGACGCGCCGAGCAACCAGCUCAUCACCUGGAGCCAGGUAGGCGCUGAGGAGGAGGAGGAUGGGGGCGAGGGGAGCGGGAUGAAGCGAGGCCUCCUCGCUCGGUAGGCGACGCGGCGCGGAGGGAGGCGGGAAUGAGGGAGGGGAUCGGUCUCCCCGCCAUCUCCCGUCACCGUUUCAUGGAUGGCGCGCGCCUUCCUUCCUUCCCAGCCUUUUUCUCUCCGUCUCCCCUCAGCCGCCCAUCUUCGCGUCUGUUUUGCGUCUUGGGCCUUCGUUCGGACAAAAGGCCGGGGGGGGGGGAGAGAGAGAGAAGGGAAGGGGGCGUGGUCAGGUGUUGGUCACGCUUUCUGUUUUCCUGACGGGCAUGGGGGGGCAGGGGCUUCACGCGGCCUACCCGCGAAGGGCCCCGUGAGGCCCGAGGCGCACUCGGGUUCGCCGUGAGGGCGCCUUCGUCCGAGGGAGCGGGGGAGAAAAGGAGGCCUCGGCAGCCGUGUAUGCACACCAUACGGUAAUCUGAAGGCCGCGCUUCGGUUUCCGCAACAUGGAACCCCCCCCCCCCAAUCUACCGAAGGGCUGCGAAACAAGUUCCAGGGGAAGGGAGGCGACAGACAGCCAAAUAUAAAGGGGAGGAGAAUGUGCCGCGCGACCCUUCCCAAACGUGGCUUUGACGUAGGCACGUGUGGAUCAGUGCAUAUCUACCCGCUUCCUUAACACGGAGGUGGUUCGCAUGUAGGAGAAACGCCUUGUAUGGAAACAGUCCGCAACCAGAGGGUGAGGGGUGUUUCUGCGUGUGGCGUACACACAAACAAAGGCACGAGUUAAGAGGACUUGAGGACAUUAGGUCGUGAGCAUCUUACUGACUGUGUUAAGAUAUGGUUUGGGGGAGUCCCUGGUUCAUGCAUUAUUAUUUUCUCCUUAGGCAUGAACUUGGUCAGUGGUUCUCGGUGAACCAUUACAGUAUUAUCUUGCCUAUUACCUCCACAACAUGGGGCCUUACAAAACUGUUAAGCAGGAGUGGCAGAACUGCCCUUACAGGUACUGGCUCAGCCUCUUAUGCACUAACACACGUAUCUGCCAUUUUAUUGACUUCCAAUAGUUCAUUAAUUUUGGGAAGGAAACAUAAAUACACAUAAAGUGUUGGAGUCAGUAGAGAGGUUUAGACCUGUUUGUAGCUCCAGGAGAUCAGCAAGGGCUGAAGGUGGUUCUCAAGUCAAAAAAGGUUACUCACUUCUCUUGUAAACAGAGGUAGCCAUGUUGGUCUGUUUUAGUCAAAACAGCUGUCUUGUGUAUUGCGAUGUGGAUCAUUUUGAAUGCACUAACGUGCUAAAUAAUCACUAUAGUUUCUUGUCCUAGGUUUGAUUCUAGUAGUGCUCCCCUGUAAGUAGGCUUACAUGGAGAAGAGGAGGUGGCAGCUCAGUAGCUCCGUAGACCAUAUUGGGCUACAGUUUGUUAGAUUACUGCUUCUCUGUUUUGCCCAAAAUAGACAAAUUCCAAGAAUUAUGGAAGGAGUUACACCUGUAUGAAUAAAACCUUAUGGUGAGAAGCAAAGAACUGAGAUUGUUAUGAACAAAUUGAUGAAUGUUGAGUACACUCUUUCUGUAACAGUGUAGAAGAGGUCCUCUUUCAUUAGCAUCACAAUUGUCUGGGAGCUUGUACAAAUUGGAACAGCAGGGUAGGAAAGCUUUGGUGAUCAAUUUUCAGACAGUCUUUGUAUGCCUAAGGCAAACAAUGUCCAGAUCUCAGGAGGCAUUCAUCUUUUGCAUAGUUUUUGUGUCACAUUCCCUAUCCUGCUAACAGUGACACUUUAUUUUUAGCAUAUGAAGUUUUAGGUACGUAAUUCUUUUGUUUGAUUCCAGGCUUAGGAACUAUUUGGUAGGUAAAAAUAGGCUAUUUAAUCAUCUUAAUAUAAGCAGUAAGAUUUACACUGCAUUCCUAUUACUCAUUUGCAGUCCAUUUUGUAUGUACAUGCAUCCAUUUCAGGUCUCUUUAAGAGGAAGGACACUUUCUAUUCAGGAUACAGUUGCAGGAAUUUGUGCAGUCAUGUACACCAGUUUGGCAAAGAAACAAAAGCCAGGGUGUUAUGGGUAGAUGAAGGGGCAAACAAUAUAGAAAGGGCAUUGGUGGCAGCAAAGGUUAAGAGCUCUGCCUGAGUGCUUGUCCAGGAAAUCUCUCUUCAUCUUCCCUUGCAGCAUUUCUAUGGAAAGCUGCAGAUGUGGUGACUUAGUCAAGUCUUCAUCCAGGUAAUUGAAAACAUCCAAUCUCUCCUAAAGACCUUUCAGGAAGUAGUACUAUCAAGAAUGCUACCAAAGCGCUUGACAACAGGGAAGCAGUAGAUAACAGACCAAGGACAGUGGUGUAGUCACUGGUGCCACCAGUUGGAAACCCAGAAUUUGCAGGGGACAAGCAGAACAGGCCAAAUCUUGCAGUUAAUUUUGUAAACAAGAAUUUUAAAAAAGACCAGCACCACCAAUAAUGUACGCACUGCACAUGUGCUCUGAUGUGCACAUGAAACUUUUGUUCAAGUAGACUUUUUCACGGAGAGACAAGUUGGAAGAAUGAGUCUUUUGGGCCGCUCCCUUUUGUGACCAGAGUAUUUGAAUAUUUUCUCAACCAAGAAUUCUCAUCUUUGUAACUUUCCAAUUACUGAGCAACAUGCAUACCAUACUAAUAGGGAAUAUGGUCUGCCUCCUUCAUGUUUUAUCUGAGUAACCUUGAGGAGUUGUGGAAAUAUGUUUGUGUUUUGUCUCAGUUUUUAUGUAAGAAUAAAUAAUCUGAAAUAUUCUAAGCUCAGCCAUGAUAAGAAUGAAUAUUACUUGGGUAUGCAUGUAUGCAGCAGAAUCAUUCUGCAGUUGAUUCUCAUUUAUCUGUUUCAUUUUUAAUUACCCCCUUCUUCCUGAUUUACCUGAUCUUGCUGCACUCUGUACAUUGUUUCAGUAUGCACAAAGAUUAGCAUAAAAAUAGUGAGGAGCAAGAGGCAAUAGGUGAUUCCUAACUUGUAUGAAUGGAGUUGCAUUAUAAGUGGUCCAUGUUUCACAAGCAUACAGUAAGGUUGGUAGUACAAUAGCUUUGUGAACAAGCAUUUUGGUUUCCCUGCGAAUGUACCAGUCCACAAACACACUGCGCUUCAAUCGUGAGAAAGCUGCACUCGCAGAGCUCAAAGGUUGUUGGAUUUCGGCAUCAAUGUCAGCCCAGGUGGGAGAAGUGAUUGACACUUUCCAGCAUUACACCACUGAGUUGGAUUUGUAGCGCUGCAGAGGUGUCGUUUUUCUGCUCGUUGGUACAGCGCUUUGGUUUUUUGGAUGUUGAGCGAUAGGCCUCGCUUUUUAUAAGCUUAUGUGAAGAUAUUUAGGAUGGUUUGGAGGUCAUCCUCUUGAGUGUGUAUGCGCUAUGUUGUCAUCAGUAUGCUGAAGCUUUAUGGCAGAAGUUAUGGUAACCUUACUCUUUGCUUUCAGCCUACUCAAAGAGCUUUCCAUCUGUUCGAUAUGAUUUCUAUUCUGGUGGGGAGUUUCCCUUCAACAAAGGGUAGGGUCAUGGCAAUGAAAAUAAUAAAUAGAGAGUUGGGGUGAUAACACAACCCUGUUGAACACCUGAUCUCACUGUGAACGGUUCACUUUGAGAGCAAUUAUCUGCAAUUGUUGCUGUCAUAUUAUCAUGGAAGAGCCAAAAGAUGUUCACAAAUUCAUCUGGGCAGUCGAUUUUAAGGAGGACAGUCCACAGGGCAUUACGAUUUACAGUGUCGAAGGCCUUAGUCAGGUCAGUAAAUGCCAUAUACAGGGGUUAGUUUUGAUCUUAGCAUUUUUCUGGAAGCUGUCGAGCUGUGAAAAUCAUGUACACUGUCCCCCUAGAAGGUUGAAAACCAUUUUGGGAUUCAGGAGGAGUAGCCUCGGAUAUUGUUCAGAGACAGUUUGCUAAGAUCCUUGCAAGAAUUUUGCAGGCUGCAGCUAAUAAAGAGAUGCUUUGAUAGUUUCCGUAAUCCGUUCUAUCACCUUUUUUAAAGAGAUUGAUAAUUUUGGCAUCCCUAAAGUCUGCUGGGAUCUCUCUCCCAAAUUUUUUCGAUGAGCUAGUGAAGUUGUUGUGUAAGUUUAGCUCCGCCCACUUUGAAGACUUCAGCAGGUAUCCCAUCACAUCCGCUGGCUUUGUUGUUUUUCAUUUGGUUAAUGAUAGUCUAUGCUUAAGAAACUGUUUUACAUUUCUAACCACAUUAUUUAGGCAUUGAAUGUGAUUGUGAUCUUCAUUGCAGAAUGGACAGAGUUUCCUUGUGUUGGAUGAACAAAGAUUUGCCAAAGAGAUUCUUCCAAAGUACUUCAAGCACAACAACAUGGCAAGCUUUGUGAGACAGCUGAAUAUGUGUGAGUUUUAUAACAAUAUGUAGUAUUAACCUUUAGAUAUACUGGUCUACAUUUAAAACAUUGAACUCCAUGGAAUUCAGUUCUGAGAUGGAUUCUACCUUUUAUUGUAAUAACAGAUUCUAACUAUUCCUCAGUUUUAAUCAUUUAUUGUACAAAACAGUAUCGUAAGGCAUUCAGCUGCAGUCACUGACUGGAAUGCAAGGGGAAACAAGCAGAAUGCAUACUGCAUAUUGAGUGAAUCAAAGAAAUGUAGACUUGGAAGGGACCCAGAGGGUCAUCUAUGCAGGAAUCUCAACUAGGAGGACAGCUGACGCUGAGAGAAUUGAUUCAAAGCAACGAGCCAUCCUCAUAGCUGCAGCCUGCAGCUUGGCUUUUGUGUGAACUUCAGUCAUGUUUGACAACCAGUAAUAAUGGUUUUUAUAAGUGUUUUGAGAGCAUGUGUGGCAGCUUUAUAAAAAAGAAAUCCCAUGAUAUUGAUAGUAUCUUCUUCCAGAAGGGACAGGUUUUGACAUGACAUGUAGCAGUAUAAGUUCAUCUCCUUAUUUUAGGAAGGACACCCAUCUUGUAACACAGCAUAGCGUUGUGAUGAUUGAAUGUGUAUGUCAUAUUUUAAGUGGCACUUUAAAACUAGAACUCUUAGGUAUAGCCUUUAUAGUACUAAUAUAUAAAGGCUGUGGUUGGCUUUGUUGUUCUACCUUCCGCUGCUCUUAUGAGAACGGCCUUGUUAUCCCAAGAUAAAACCCAGGACUAAUAAGGCUGGAAGGGAAACAAAAUGGGACCCUGCAUAGGUUGAUAAUGCACCUAGGGUUAGUCACACAGAAACUUGCACAAAUGAAGGGCAGCUUGUAGCAGAAUAGCUUUCACUAAAGGUAAAAGAAAUGUGAAUAGGCAGUGCUGCUACCUGCACAAAGACAGCAACAUUUUUUUCUCAGCUGAAUGAGGAUUGUAGCCUUGAUUAUUCCAGUAGGCUUUUCCAUAGUUGAUUUAUUCUUUUCAGAUGGUUUCCGUAAGGUAGUCCAUGUUGACUCUGGCAUUGUCAAAUUGGAAAGAGAUGGCCCUGUUGAAUUCCAGCACCCAUACUUCAAGCAAGGACGGGAAGACUUACUGGAGCACAUUAAAAGAAAGGUUAGUGAAAGGGAGUCUGGAAGCUUUGAACCUUCUGUAAGCACUGACGUAGAUCCAUGUGAGGGUUUGCCAGGAUCUUACAGAUAGUGUAAGUGGGAACAGAAAUCUAGAUUACAAAAAAGGAACAGUACAAUUCUGUUUUACUGAGUACAAAGCAAUGCACAUGCCAACAAGACUGCCAUGCAACGGUUCAAAACAACUGCAUGCAAGCCUUCAGUCACAUCAAGAUCUAGAACUACAGAUCAAGGAUGGCUUACUGUAACCUAAAAUAUGCCUUCAACAAAGGGGGAUGGCCAGUUCUCUGAUCUAAAGGCAGAAGCAAGUCUUGGACCUAUUUUGAUCAGUAUAAGGAAGCGCUUCACCAAUGAAACAGAAAUCCAGGGAGAUGUUCAGAGUCUUAUCUUCAUUUGGCACAACUUGAACUAUGUCAGAAUUCACUUGCUUACCUUCCACACUUUUUCUCCUCCUUUUUUACAAACCCCACUUCUUCCAUCCCUUAUGCUUGCAAAAAUUGUCAUCUGACCUCAUUGAAUGUUUGCAUUAUUUAUUUCUUCAGUUUCUAGUUAUUUGCUAUAAUACCUGCAUAAGGUAGCUUUGGAAAGCAUCUGGGUGAAAAGGGAAUUCUCUGUAAGAGAUGGAACAAGGCCCUGACCAUCCAGCUUGAAUACCCCUCCCAUUAUUCUCUUGACCUUUCUGCCUUAUAAUAAACAUACAUACGUACAUAGCACUUCCCUUUUUAUUCUUUCUGAAUUAUUUGAAUUCAGCAUAGCCUUUGUUUAUUUCGUUCAUUUUCAGAUAGCAUAUGAUCCCUACAUGAUCUUGCAGAUUCCAUCCAUGUGUACAUUUUUGUUAAUUGAAAGCAGAAGUACAAAGCUCUGCAUGGAUUCAGAGCAAAACCUUAUUUAUCAGUUAAAUAGUCACUGUAAUCCAUAUUUUUAAAAGUAACAUGUUAACUGAAAUUUGUGGUGAUAAUUCUUACAGGUUUCUUCUUCAAGGCCUGAAGAAAAUAAAAUUCGUCAGGAAGAUCUGUCUAAAAUCAUAAGCAGUGCUCAGAAGGUUCAAAGUAAACAAGAGACUAUUGAAUCCAGGCUAUCUGCUCUGAAGAGGUAAAUAAGAUUUCUAGCUUGAUUUUUGAGGAGAAAGAGUAUGAAAGACUACUAGUUCAUCUAAAACUGUUUUUAGAUUGCUGUAAGCUGCCCAGAGUGGCUGGGGGAACCCAGCCAGAUGGGCGGGGUAUUUACUAUUACUAUUAUUAUUAUUAUUAUUAUUAUCAUCACCAUUAUUAUUUAUAUCAUUACUGGUGGGUUUAUGGCACCUUUAAGGAAACAGUUGUUUAUUAAAGCUGGUAUUCACCUGAGUGUUACUCUGAGUAGACGCAUUGAAAUUAAUGGCCAUGACUAUGGGUCUUCCAUUUCAAUGGGUCUGUUCUGAGUAAGGCAACUGAGUACUCCCUGUAGUGCUGUCUUUGUGUAUUUUGUAUUACAAAGAAGAGGUGUGACAGGUCCCUGUUUCAAGGAAUUCACAAUCUAAAAUAGGAGUGGGGGAAUAAGCAUGAAUAUGUGAUUAUUUUAAUUAUAUAUGUUUUGGCUUAGUUAACAAUAAGGUAUAAUUACAGUUCCAAGUUUCACUAGGUCAGUUAUUGGGAUGCGGGUGUCGCUGUGGUUGAAACCACUGAGCUUCUUGAGCUUGCCGAUUGGAAGGUCAGCAGUUCAAAAAUGUGCGAUGGGGUGAGCUCCCAUUGCUCUGUCCUAGCUUCUGCCAACCUAACAGUUGGAAAGCACACCAGUGCAAGCAGAUAAAUAGGUACUGCUGCGGCGGGAAAGUAAACUGUGUUUCUGUGCACUCUGGCUUCUGUCACGGUGUCCUGUUGCAGCAGAAGUGGUUUAGUCAUGGUGGCCACAUGACCCAGAAAGCUUUCUGUGGACAAACACUGCCUCCUCAGCCUGAAGCGAGAUGAGUGCCCCAUAGUCACCUUUGACUGGACUUAACCGUCCAGGGGUCCUUUAACUUUUUACCUUUAUCUGGGUCAGUUAGUAAUCCUUAUAUUGACUGUAAACAUUUUGAAACAGAGAAAAUGAAUCUCUUUGGCGGGAGGUAGCAGAACUGAGAGCAAAACAUCUGCAGCAACAGCAAGUUAUUCGAAAGGUAAUUAUGUAACUUCUUUCUUCAUAAGAAUAAUUUAAAGUAAUCUAUAAUUCAGAGCAAAAUUGGAAGGGAAGCAGUAAUUUGUGUUGGAAAGGGGCAGGGGUUUUAGUGGAAAUUGGUAGCUUGAAUGGUAGGUGACUUGCAAUAAUUCAAUAAAGCUUGAAAUUAUCUUCUCGGAGAUAACUUGGAUAGUGGGUGGCAAAAAGCUCAGAUGAUCUGUUUAGGAUAUGGUAGCAUGAAAUGUAAAGGGCAUUAAUGAUCUAAUUUUGUUAAAAUUGCAUAACAAAUGGUUAAGAGAUUAAACGCAGGGAUAUACACAAAAUAUAAAACUUGCAGAAGUCCAUGUUUUAUAUUUUGAAUGCCUUUAAGUUCCAUCUCAUAAUUUUUAAAUUGUUUUUAGACAAAUCUGAUAUCUAAAACAUACAAAAAUUAGGCUGUUUAGGGAUUUGCACUAUUAUCUCUGCAUUAGAAUGACACCCAGACCUCUAAAUCCUCUUGUUCUUAACUUUCCUAUUAGGAAGGUGACUCUAAGCCUUUGAUAUUUCAGGCUUUAAUUCUAGCCUACUUGACUCUGUAUAGUACCAUAAAAAAUAAAAUUGAACUAUUGAGUUCAGUUGAACUUGCUCCUAAUUGUAUGUAGGAUUUUUCUAAAGGCAACAUUCUGUCUUUUUCUGCAGAUUGUACAGUUCAUUGUCACCCUUGUUCAGAAUAAUCAACUUGUGAGUUUGAAACGAAAACGGUAAGUAUCAGGUUGACGAUACUGGAAUUGUAACACAGGUUUAUUUUGUGGAUAUAUAGUGUUUAUAGAAGCAUAAGUUUAAAUCCUUGUGUUUUUUAAAAAACUUUUUUUCUUUUAUGAUUUAGCCCAUUGCUUCUGAAUACUAAUGGGACACCGAAGUCCAACAUAUUCCAGCAGAUAGUCAAAGAACCAGCAGAAAACAAACAUCAUGUGAGUUAAUACUGAAAUAUACUUAAGGAAAGCAUUAAAAAAUGGGCAGAAUCACUGCUUGGUUGGCCAGAGAAAAUACAAUAUUCCCCAUGAAAAAGAGUACAGUAAUCAUUAUUCACAUAGUCCUUGUGUUGGCUGUUCUCCUUUAUAUGGAGUGAAAAUAGAUCAGGCAUAUAGCAGUAAGGUACCAAGAAUGCUGUUGACGGAAAGGGAGGGGCACCAAGUGAUGCUUUUCCAUAGCAUUUACACCCAAUACUGCAUUGUCAGAUUAUUGUUUAGUUUUGAUAAGCUAAAUGAGGAGGAAACAGGGCAAAAUAUUCAGCUAAAAGAGCAGGUGUCUUUGAUGUAGGAGCUAUUCUUUUCCUUAAACACAAUCUGAAGAAGUAUUGUCUGUACACACUGUACAGAUUUUGCAUUCUUUCUGCAUCGUCUCCCACAAAUUAUUUCACUAUGUUGUAACUUUCUUCCAUUCAUCUUGAACCCUCUAAGGCCCACAUUGGUUGUGAAGGUGAAAAUGUUUCCCCCCCCUUUAUUGUGUACACACAAACUUCCUAAUUAGGAUGGCAACUUUUGUUCAGAACUGUACUUACUGUCUCACCCUCACCUUACAAAGUUAAGGGGAGGGUGGUUUCUCCAGAUUCUCGUUUUAAGCUGUUUUUUACAUUUGUCAGGACAGCUCAUUUGGAAAUUGUAUCAUUUUCCUCCUAAAUGUAUGUUUAGUAUGAUGUCUGAAUUCCUAAUGAUUUGUAAAUCUAAAUUGGUUUCCAUUUAUGGUUUAUUUAAAUUUUUGAAAAAUCAUUAUGACACUAUUUUGGUUCUUGUAAAUGGGCAGGUACCGCAUAGCAGGACUGAUGGCUUAAAGCAGAGAGAACAGCUGUCAGACGAUAUUAUUAUUUAUGAUAUCACUGAUGAUAUUGGUGAUGAAGAAAAGCCUCCAGUUACUCCAGAAAGCAGUGAAGAUGCUGCUUCAGACUCAAAGUAAGAAAAAAUAUUUGGAAUUAAAUAUCCUCAGGCACACUGACCUACAGAAAUUAUGUCCAUAUCUUACUUGAUAGUUUGACCCUCUAGGUCUUGUGUAGAUCCCAAGAUACCUGUGUAAUCAAAAGAUAAGAUGCAAGAUAUCCAAUAGGUUAGUCUAUAAAUUUUAACAUUAAAUCAAAAUUGUUCUGAAAGGUAACUGAUGAAAGGUGUAGGUUUAAGGGAGCCAUCCUAAAGCCUAUGGACCGCCUCUCCUGGUAUGCCCUGCGGAGGACCUUAUGGUCCACAAACAAUAACACUUUGGAGGUCCUGGGCCUCAAGGACGUUAGGCUGGCCUCGACCAGGGCCAGGGUCUUUUCGGCCCUGGCCUGGUGGAAUGCUCUGUCGCAAGAGACCUGCAGUAUUUGACAUCUUUCCGCAGGGCCUGCAAGACGGAGCUGUUCCAACAGGACUAUGGUCGGGGCCCAGUCUGACCCCCCCACAAACACACAAACUUUUUUUAUUUUAAGACCCAGUAUAUAAGUGGCCGCCCUAAGCCUUUCCACCGACUCAUAUAAGACCAGCACAGUUGGGCCUGGUGAGCAAUCAGUGUUCCCAUCCCCUAUAUGUAUUUUAAUCAAUUGUUUGAUUUAUGUUUUUAAUGUAUUAUACUUUGAUGUUAGCUGCCCUGAGCCUGGUCCUGGCCGGGGAGGGCAGGGUAUAAAUAAAUAUUAUUAUUAUUAUUAUUAUUAUUAUUAUUAUUAUUAUUAUCAUUGGAAGUGGAGUGAGUGUAACUUUGCUGUGGGGUGUCAUAUAACACCUGCUAGAGUCUCCCUGAUGUACACUCACAAAAAGCUCCACAGGCAUAUACUCCCAGCAGUAUAGGACAAAAUGGGGUAUGUUGGAGCAGAUUUCUGGGGGCAGGAUUAAAAAAAAAGAGUAUUAAAAUAUGCUACCACCUGCCAUCCUAGCCACAUUUGAGUUGGAAGAGCUUACCUCUCUUCUCUUUCCCUGCACCCCAACAAACAGGUACUUCCCACUUCUACCCUUCCUCCGAAAAAAAGAAACGUACUGGUAUUCUCAGUAUUUGAGCAUUUAAGGAAGUGCAAAACAAUAGCAUUAUGUAGCUCAUAACAAGGGCAGCAGUUUAAUAGCUGUUCUCUACAUUAACAUGAGCUGCAAAGGAAAUGUGGUGGAUGUUGCUUCUCUUGAAUCACAUUUUAUAUAUGUAUUGCAGUUACAGUCCUGACAUUGUAAUAGUCGAAGAUGACAAUGAGGAUGACUGUGCUCCUAUAAUCCAUGAAAAUACAACUGCUGAACCAGCCACAAUUCCAUCCAGUGAUUCUGUCAGUCCUUCCCCUUAUGGUGCAAGCCCAUUAAUGUCUGGUGCUGUUCAGUUAAACAGCCAGUCAACCUUAACAGCAGAAGACCCAGUCUCAAUGAUGGAUUCAAUACUCAGUGAGAAUGGAGUGAUUUCACAAAAUAUCAAUCUUCUUGGAAAGUGAGUCACAUUCUUUAAAUCAUCUUUAAAGUUCACACUUGUUCUCUCUUUUUUUUAAGAGCUUAAAGAAGAGCUACAUGAAUAUUUAAAUUUGCACUAGUUUUCUGAUUUGUUGCUUUCUGAAAAUGGCAUAGUGGAUGAGAUUCAAAUGUUUCCCAAUUCUAAGUGCUGGUGCUGACCCAUUUAAAGCCUUACACAGCUCAGGACCUCAAUACCUUAAGGACCACCUCUCCCCAUACAAACUAACCCGGACCCUGCGCUUGUUAUCCAAGGCCCUUCUCUAUGUCUCCCUUCCCCAAGAUGUUCAGAGAGUAGCAACGCAAGAAUAGGCCUUUUCAGUGGUGGUUCCCCGUCUGUGGAAUGCCGCCGCCAGAAAUGCUAGCCUGGUGCCAUCAUUACAUGUCUUUAGGCACCAAGCAAAAACAUACCUCUUUACCUUUGGGUAUUAAAUAAUCUGUGGCCUGUUAAGGAGAGGGAGACUGUUAUCGUACUAUUAUAUAUUUUUAUAUGCUCGGCCAGUAAAGCGAGAUGAGCGCCACAACCCCAGUCUCGUUCGUGACUGGACUUAACUGUCAGGGGUCCCUUUACCUUUAAAAUAUGUUUUUAAUGUUGUACACUGCCCUGGGAUCUUUUGAAUAAAGGGUGGUAUAUAAAUCAAAUUAAUAUUUCUUCAGUAUUCCUCAGUUUUGGAUUCAGUAGUAAAGGUACAGAUAGCUUUUAGAGUAGAUGCUCAUUUCCUUUUUUAAUACUGAAUAAUGUCAUGCUUAGUGUUUACUGAAAGACUAGUGGUCUUCUGUAGAAUCAAUGCAUGCUUGAUCCACUAUAUACCCCCAUGGUAUAUAGUGGAUCACUUUCAGAUACCUAGAAUUAUACUCAUGCCUGUUGAAUUCCAGAUAAUCCUAGUGGUUGUCCUCUUUACCUUCAUUUUUCUUCUGCACUUUGAUUCAUUUGUACAAUAUAUUUCUCAGAAAAGCUAGAAUUUCAUGGAGUUUUCUUGCACUCCUUUAGGGUGGAACUUCUGGAUUAUCUUGAGAGCAUUGAUUGCAGUUUAGAGGAUUUCCAGGCCAUGUUGUCAGGACGACAGUUCAGCAUAGAUCCAGAUCUCCUGGUUGAUGUAAAUAUUUACACUAUAUAUUUUUUUUUUACUUCUAUUUUCCUCGCAAAUUUGGCUUUACAAAGAUUUUGUGUAAGAAAAAUACAUUUGCAUUUUUUAAAUGUUAUACCUUAAAAGGUCUAUAUUAACAACAGCUUGAGACUGCAGUUUCAGAGAGCAGCAGAAUAGUAGUUUGUGCUUGAGGGUUUGUGCAGAACAUUUCUAUUUGUGGCUAUUUCAGGCACAAAAGAUUAGUUUGGUUUAUAAGUCACCCAAUUUAUAUCUAGAAUAUAGAAUUUUAAAACUUGGUGUACAUUUUGUCUUGUCCAGCUUUUUUCAAGUUCCGUGCAGAUGAAUCCUACAGGUCAUAUCAAUAGUACAAAAGUAAGUUUUAAAGUAGCACAGCAGUGGGAAAUAUGGUGUAAUGUCAAUGGCCAGUUGUCUAAUCCAGUUGCAUAGCAUGUUAAUAUUUGUUUUAACAUUUUGUGUACCUUAACAAGGCUGAUAUUGACACAUUAUUUAAAGAUGCAGCUGUUUUCCUUUUUGUGCUUUCCAGAUUUUUUUUCUGCAUUUUGAAAAAUUACACAUGUGCAUCUUAAGUUUUCAAGUUCUAUAUUGGGGGGCAUCACAUGCUGGCCAGAACAUCAGUUUAACACAUCAGUAUUUUUAAAAGUUAUUAUCAAAGUAGAUGUAGCAUUCAAAAGAGGGUGAAAAGCACAGGCUAAGAACUGGUUUUGAAAUGGGAGAUUUGCAUCAUUUUGAAAUGUAUUCUCCUUAUUUUAGACAUGCUUUCUAGAGUAAAAUUUGAAUGUGAUUGGGUGGAUAUACCCAUGGUGACAGUCUAGAUUUCUAACAUUCCUGUGUCCCAGCUGCUAGAUAAGUUCCUGAACAUUUGCUUGUAGCAGUUAUCUUCUAGACAAAUGUUUUCUCUGUUCCUUAAAAAAAUUAGUAUGAAGUCAUCUGAUUUUUGUAACCAUGCUUGCUUUUAAGGUGGAGACAAAGGGAAUUGAAACAAUGAAGACUAAUAGUGCUCAACCAUCUACACAAGAUGUGCCUAAUUCUGACCCCAAAUCAGGUUGAUAUGCAAGUUCUCUUAGCUUCAGAAAUGUAGAUUGGGUAUAAUUUAACCUGCAUUCAUAAAUACCCUUAUUUUAGACAUGAAAUGAAUAAAAUAGUUAACAUAUACCCAGUAUGCUUGGAAAGCGAGUUGUAGUUGUGCUGUACAUUGACAAGUUUCUCUUCAUUUUUUAGCCUUUUCUGUAGGAAUAUAGAGCAGUUGAGUAAUUACUUUGGUUUGGUUUGUUUCUUGCCCUGCAGAUAAACAGCUCAUUCAAUAUACUGCCUUUCCCCUACUUGCAUUCCUUGAUGGAAAUCCAGGCUCAGUGGAGAAUGCAAAUAUGACACCUGAAUCAGUAUCUUCUGUGGAUAAACCAAUAGAAGUGGAUGAACUCCUGGAAAGUGGUCUGGAUCCUCAACCAACCCAAAGCAAACUGGUUCGUCUGGAGCCACUGACAGAAGCAGAAGCUAGUGAAGCUACACUAUUCUAUUUGUGUGAACUUGCUCCUGUGCCAAUGGACACUGAUAUGCCACUGCUGAACAACUAAAACGAGAGAGUUAAAGCAAACUAUUUAUUGAGGCUAUUGUUUGGGAUCUAUCUUUUGUAAAUGGCAUUUUGUGAGCAGCUACUGUGGAACCUUAAACAGUUUGUUCUAUCACUUUCCCCAAAACUCGGGUCUCAAAAGAGCAGUUUAAACAUUUAUACAAACCAUCAACAGUUCACAAUGAGUUCAUUCUAGUGCUGUCAUAUUUGGAAUUAUGUAUUCAGAAUAUGCCAGGUAAUUGGAUGCUCUGUAUUAGCCACUCGCAGUUUUUCUUGUUCACUUUUAGUCCUAAUGUAUGACAUACACAAUAAGUAACUCUGGAUGGAGGUCGUAGCACUCAGAGUUUAAUUCUUCUGUACUUUGUUUUCUAUUUUUACAACUUUGUUUAAAUAAAACUGUUAGGGGACCAGAACUGAAUAUAGUGCUUCAUUGAAUUGACAAGUGUCCAUCUUAAUUUCAUAGUCGUAAGAGUAUCCACUACUUGCUUCACCCCAUAGGCACAAAUGCUGUUGAAUGGGUUGGGGGUUUUCUGUGAAUGUGUUCUUUGUUAAAGGGGAUUUUCAGUAGCAGGCUAGAGGAAGUAUAUUCAGUACUAUGAAAAUGUAUGGCCUAUAGCCACAUUGGAUAAAAAAUCAAAACAAGACUCGGAAGACCUAAACAGCCAUUUUUUCUGAAUGUUUACUAAGUUAUAGCAUACACACAAAAUGACUAAAUAUUAAAGCUACCUUGAAAUUGCAUUCAUGUUGAGCCUAAGUCAGCCAUUAAAUAUAUCUAAGUAUUUUUUUAUAGAAAUUCACCACUGAUACUCAGUAAUGCACAACAGUGCUGCUACAGCUGAAACUGUUCUCUGUCAGCUAUGCAAUCCUUAAGGAAAAGCAAACCAGAACUGUACCUUCCUAUUCAAGCAGCAAAGCACAGUAUUUGAAGAUUUCCAACAAACAAACUAUGCAAAACACCUAAUAGUUUCUGUGUUAUGUAGACUUAGGAUUUUCCAGGUACAAAUCCACUGCCGGCAAUGGACACACAAAAGAUAAUACCUUUGACACAAGAAUCAAUGACAUCUGUGAAGAGAUCAGCUAUUAAAAUGCAAGUGUGCUUUAACUAAAAAUGAAUAUUGGUAUAUAUCAAUUUAUCCAGGAAAGUAUUUUUAGAAAGAUACAGAACUUGAUUUACAAACUAAGCUCAAUUAUACCCACACAAGGAACAGAUGGAGCCAGGAUAGUUUUUUUUAAAGUAACUUUUAAAAAAGCUAUAAAAAUAAACAGCGGUACCUGAAGUCUACCUCAUCAGCGUGAAAUAUACUAUACUACAGCUACCAGCAGUGGGGGGACAGCAAUCCAUUUCACUCCUUAAUUUCAAUUUAAUGAGUGCUAGCCCUAAAUACCUUCCAAGUAUUGAUUAGGUUUUUUUAAAAAAGAC
Molecule: messenger RNA, 15397 nt
Organism: Podarcis lilfordi (Lilford's wall lizard)
Lineage: Eukaryota; Metazoa; Chordata; Lepidosauria; Squamata; Lacertidae
Source: the annotation of a GenBank genome assembly